AUGAUUGUCACCUGGAAUGUUAGAGGCAUCAAUAAACAGGCUAGGCAUAGAGAGAUAAGCUCAUAUAUCUCUACAUUUAGUGUACCAAUCUGUGCCUUGUUGGAAACUAAGGUUAAGCAAAAUAAUGCUGAUAAGAUUAGAAAGAGUUUUGGUCCCAACUGGAAGUUUGAAGAUAACUAUGAACAUAAUUCAAAUGGAAGGAUAUGUAUCCUUUGGAAGCAUAAUAAAGUGAAUAUCAAAGUACUUAAAACCAAUGUUCAGUUCAUUCAUGUAGAAGUGUAUGCCCUUGAUCAAACACAUAUGCAAACCAUAAUUGUGACUUAUGCUUUCAAUCAACUAGAACACAAAAGGCGAUUAUGGAAAGAUAUUGAACUAUUAAGCAACAAUACUUCUAGCCCUUGGAUUGUUAUGGGAGAUUUUAAUAAUGUAGCAUCUUGCCAAGAAAGGAUUGGAGGGAAAGAGGUUACUGAAGCAAAAUUUAGAGAUCUAAUAGAUAUGUUGCAAAUGGAUGAUCUGUUUGAAGCUACAACCAAAGGUCCUCACUUUACAUGGACUAACAAGCAUACUACAGGGGUCAUCUACUCUACAAUUGAUAGAGUUUUGGGUAAUACUACUUGGUAUUAA
Lathyrus sativus (Indian pea) is the source of this 624-nucleotide messenger RNA. Lineage: Eukaryota; Viridiplantae; Streptophyta; Magnoliopsida; Fabales; Fabaceae. The record is from the annotation of a GenBank genome assembly.